AAAGGGAUUGGCAAGGUGAUGGCAGGGGGUGGCCUUGAGUUUUGCCUGGUGGUGCAUCCUGGUAACACUAACCCAGAAUUUCCUAGGCGAGGAUGGCUGCCCAGGUCCUGCUACACUCCAGACCCGUCCUCAGGCCAGUCCUCGCCAGGCUCGCUGCCCUACCUUCCGUCAGAAACAUGUCCAUCCAGGUUGGUGAUGAGUUGCCCAGUGUAGAUCUGUAUGAAGAGACCCCAGCCCAUGCCGUCAACACAAGAGAUCUGUGUGCAGGUCGCAAGGUGCUUCUCUUUGCUGUACCAGGAGCCUUCACCCCAGGCUGCUCCAAGACCCACUUGCCAGGAUAUAUCAAACAAGCAGACAGUAUCAAAGCCAAGGGGAUUCAGGAAAUUGCCUGUGUGGCAGUCAAUGAUCCAUUUGUGUUGACAGCUUGGGGGGAGAGACACAAUGUUGGGGACAAGAUUCGUAUGCUGGCAGACACAAAUGGAGAGUUCACCAAAGCUGUGGGCUUGGAUCAGGAUCUUGCAGUACUAGGGGGCCUUAGAUCAAAGAGGUACUCUAUGUUGGUUGAGGAUGGCCGAGUGUUACAGCUCAAUGUGGAGCCAGAUGGAAAGGGUCUGUCUUGCUCCCUUGCUGAGAAUACAAUGUCCAAGCUGUAAACAGCUGAUUUGCAUGACUGGGGCAAUUUCAAUCUUCCAGAUUCCUCUGUACCUCCACUCUCGUAAAAUCAGAUUACAUAAUUGUCUGAGAAAGUCAUUCUUGAGAGUCUUAAGUAUUGUAGGUUGUUUACCUCUGAACAGUAGGUUUGUAUAUAGACACUGAUAGUAAUAUUUUAGUAUUACUCUACUGUUGAUGGAUAGUGAUUUUUUGUACAUAUAUCAUAUGCAUUCAAGUAAAUUACUCCAUAACAAGCACUGAUUAGUUUUCUAAACAAACCACUUCACAAGUCAUAACUGCAUAAUUAUUUCAGGGUCUUAUUGUUGAACUAGUUAAUCUAACAUCCAAAAAUAAUCCACUGUUAAGGAAGGCCUGUGUAUGGCAUUAUUGUUUUUAUUCAUUGUCAAAACAUGGGUGCCUUAGAUAGGAAAGUAAAAGUGUAGAAAUGUGGUAGUGCCAAAUUAGAUGAUGCUUUCUCACAUGGAGGUGAAGAACAAAAGGUGCAUAUGAAAAAAAUUGUAUUAAAUAUGGCUGUGACAUGCAUUAUGUUUUACCCAAUUGCUGGGAAGGAAAAUAAAUGGGAAGGUUUCACUCAGGAAGAAUGAGUAUGUGUUGGUUAUCUUCCUUUCAGAACCUACUAUGGGUUCAGCAAGAGAGUUAAUUCUUACAAGCUGUUACAUUCAGAGCAGAAAUGCUCCCUCCUUACUCUUCUUUUUGUUUUUGAGUAAAGGAUUGCUUCACUUCUUUCUGAGUUUGUGUUGCACUGAACUGCAACACAAACACAUUUAACUGCAAGUUUUGUUUUGCCUCUCGUCAGCAGGAUUAGUUUCAGUAUGGUAAUCUUGAUACUUGCAUUUCUCUCUCUCUCUCUCUCUCUCUCUCUCUCUCUCUCUCUCUCUCUCUCUCUCUCUCUCUCUCUCUCUCUCUCUCUCUCUCUCUCUCUCUCUCUCUCUCUCGGGCAUGUGGCUUAAGGAUCAGAAAGUAUGUGUCAUUGAUUGGUACAAAAUCCUUAUAUUGUGUGGUCAUUUUAAGCAAAUCUGUUGCUCAAUAAAAAAUGCAUUGUAAGUUCUCAUAUAUAGUGAAAAAUUCCACCUAUUAGAACUUAUGUUGUGUUAGCUCACUCAAUAAACUGGCACAGAACAC
Scylla paramamosain (green mud crab) is the source of this 1794-nucleotide messenger RNA. RefSeq names its product peroxiredoxin-5, mitochondrial-like (gene Prx5). The record is from RefSeq and is a predicted model, not a curated record. Gene Ontology annotation, molecular function: thioredoxin peroxidase activity. Gene Ontology annotation, cellular component: mitochondrion; cytoplasm; peroxisome. The transcript is spliced from 4 exons. Bases 93 to 653 code for a protein of 186 amino acids. Gene Ontology annotation, biological process: hydrogen peroxide catabolic process; cellular response to oxidative stress; cell redox homeostasis. Lineage: Eukaryota; Metazoa; Arthropoda; Malacostraca; Decapoda; Portunidae.